GAGGUACAUCCUGAGGUUCCCAGCGCUGGAGACACUGAUGUUGGAUGACAACAAACUCUCCAACCCCACCUGCUUUGCCAGCCUUGCUGGGCUCAGGAGACUGAAGAAGUUAAGCCUGGAUCAAAACAGGAUUUUCCGGAUCCCGUACCUACAGCAGGUUCAGCUCCGAGAUGAGUCAGGGGACUGGGUUGGAGGCAGGGAAAGUCCCCAGAAAGAGCUCCGGACCAUGCUGCAGCCCAAGUCGUGGAUGUUUGAGGCCUCAGAAGAGCAACCAGAUUAUACUGUACUGCCGAUGAAAAAGGAUGUUGACCGGACAGAGGUUGUGUUCUCAUCUUACCCUGGAUUUUCAGCCUCAGAGACAACCAAGGUAUGGUCACUUCCUCCCAUAUUCGAGAUUCUGCCUGUGAAGUCACUGAAGGCCAGGAACCAGACGCUGGCCCCGCCCUUCCCGGAGCUGAGGUACCUGAGCCUGGCCUACAACAAGAUCGCGAAGGAGGAUGCUCUCUUGCCAGUAGCUCUCUUCCCAUCUCUCUGUGAGCUCAUCUUUCAUAACAACCCUUUGGUGGCCCAUACACGAGGAGUCCCUCCACUGCUAAAGAGCUUCCUCCAGGAGCGACUGGGGAUCCACUUAAUUCGAAGGAAGAUAGUAAAGGCUAAGCAUCAUAUUUUGAUGCCUCGGAAGGAAUCAUGGAAGGUGAAAACCCAAGUCCCAAAGGUGCCAAAGCAGCCUCUUAUGCUCUAUCACCCAUGUGUGACCACAAUCAAGUCUUCCUCAAGAGAAAUUCAGGAGCCAGAGGCAGAGCUAGCUGAAGAGAUGCCCAUCGCCAAAAGCACUUCUCUGAAGCCAGAAAUGCCCACUGAAGGCUGGGAAGGCCUUUCCCUGUCCCGCCGGACCUUCGUGCCACUGCCUCUCAUCUGCUCUGACUCCACUGUGCAUAGCGAAGAGACCAUAUCCCGCCUGAAUGACACAGCCAUCCGCCUCAGCCCGGAGCACCUGUCAGAUGAGGACACCAAAAGCACAGAGUCCAUCUUCCUGACCCAGGUGAGUGAGCUGCCUUCCUCCGUCAUUCAUAGGGAAGAUUUAGAGGUGAAGGAGAAAGACCAAAGGAGACCACAAACAGCUCCCAGAGAGGUGAAGAAGACUCAGAGGAAGCUCCCAUCUGCCUCCCUCCCCAGCAAGUACCAUGGCUAUGAGGAGUUGCUAACAGCCAAGCCUGAUCUGGCCUUCAUCGAGCCUAAGGGAAUCCAGAAGAAUGCACAGGCCCUGCAUCACAUGCUGAAGUACCCACUCCUAUACCGCUCCUCCAAGCCCAAGCUGGAUACUCUUCAGAAACAUUAUGUUCCCAAGGAGAAACGGGCCCUGAGGAUCCCAGUCCCAUCCCCACGAAAGACUCGAGCCCAGCUGCUGGAUGACAUCCUCAUUCGCAUGCGGGACCCCCGGAACAUUACAGAGGCUCCGCUAGGCGCGGUCCUGCGCCGCCGGACAGAGCAGCGGCUGGUGAACCAGCAGCAGUACUUGGAGGCCAAGCGGCUGCUGAAGGAGUUCCGGGCGCGUUACCAGCGGCUGGUGCGGGGCUCACUGCGGAAGGUGUUUGGGGCUACCCCGCCUCCCCCGGCCCGCCCUGCACUGAGCGAGGGCCAGCCCAAGUUCGGCCGCUUCCUCGAGUUCAUGGAUGAGUUCUGCCAGGCGUCCCCGGCCAGUGACUUGAAAGACUAGGACUGUGCUCAGGCCGUGCCUUGGAGUCUGCCGGGCCUAGAGUGGGCCUCAGAGCUCAGCUGGGCCUCGCUCGCUGGCCGCAGAGAGUGGGGAACUCCUCAGGACCUCCCCUCCCUGGGUCGUACCGGUGCCUGCCCAGCAGCAAUAAAGAGAGGUGCGUAGAGCAAGGGA
Messenger RNA from Galeopterus variegatus (Sunda flying lemur), 1888 nucleotides. It is a transcript of the gene XRRA1, whose product is annotated as X-ray radiation resistance associated 1. The transcript is spliced from 12 exons. Gene Ontology annotation, cellular component: nucleus. The record is from RefSeq and is a predicted model, not a curated record. NCBI's taxonomy places the organism in Eukaryota, Metazoa, Chordata, Mammalia, Dermoptera, Cynocephalidae. Gene Ontology annotation, molecular function: protein binding. Bases 38 to 1717 code for a protein of 559 amino acids.